Messenger RNA from Gilbertella persicaria, 393 nucleotides. Its product is annotated as nucleoside diphosphate kinase. Lineage: Eukaryota; Fungi; Mucoromycota; Mucoromycetes; Mucorales; Choanephoraceae. The record is from RefSeq and is a predicted model, not a curated record. Gene Ontology annotation, biological process: GTP biosynthetic process; CTP biosynthetic process; UTP biosynthetic process. Gene Ontology annotation, molecular function: nucleoside diphosphate kinase activity. The annotation marks the transcript as partial. The transcript is spliced from 3 exons.
ACCUUGGCCCUAAUCAAGCCUGAUGCUAUGCAAGCAAACCACAAGAAUGCAAUUAUUGAGAAAAUUAAGGAGCAUGGCUUUAUGAUUGUUCGAGAACGUGAAAUUCACUUUUCAAAAGAACAGGCUGGUUUGUUUUAUGAGGAACACGAAGGAAAACCCUUUUAUGAUCAACUCACAGACUGGAUGAGCAGUGCACCUAUUUAUGCACUUGUGUUGGAGAAGCAGGAUGCUAUUCAGGCAUGGAGGGAUUUAAUGGGCCCUACAGAUGCAAACAAAGCAAGAGAGAGUCAUCCUGAUAGUAUACGUGCACUCUUUGGCACAGAUGGUUCCCAUAAUGCGACGCAUGGUAGUGACUCGAUCACUAGUGCAGAACGCGAGAUAGAUUUGAUAUUU